Messenger RNA from Monopterus albus (swamp eel), 2633 nucleotides. It is a transcript of the gene flvcr2b, whose product is annotated as FLVCR choline and putative heme transporter 2b. Gene Ontology annotation, molecular function: heme transmembrane transporter activity; heme binding. The record is from RefSeq and is a predicted model, not a curated record. Lineage: Eukaryota; Metazoa; Chordata; Actinopteri; Synbranchiformes; Synbranchidae. Gene Ontology annotation, biological process: heme export; transmembrane transport. The transcript has 10 exons. Bases 464 to 1978 code for a protein of 504 amino acids. Gene Ontology annotation, cellular component: membrane.
CCGCCCUGUGCCUGCGUUGACCUAGUUUAGGCAAAGUCGUGACGGGUUUUUAGGUCCGGGUAGAGGGUCACAGGCGAUCCCGCACGCGUUUAAACUCGACCCGAAAGGAUUAUAGUAAUUCAUAAAAUAAUCUGUUACUGAUUUUAUGCCUAAGUGAGAUCACUAAACUAACUUAAACACGGAGAAGAAAUGAAUUAACAGUCUGGAUAGUGCCACACAAACUAGAAGUUGAAGAGCCGUCGCUCAUACCAGCAGAUUGGAGAUAACAAACAAACAGAACUUCUGCUUUUAGCUAAACCAUGACGCUUUAGGCCUGCCCAUCGUCAACAGAACGCGCUGGAUGUUGAACGAUCACACAUAAAGCGACGAUUUUCAUUAGUUUUCAGGGUAGUUUGUAGUAAUCCACAGUAGUUGAGAGUAAACCUUAUACUCCAUGAGUAUAUGUUAAAGAGUCUGGCUUAACAUGAAGGAGAAACGAGCUUUAGGAGACAAUAAACUGAACGAGGAACAAACUAAGGAAGGGUUGGAAGUGGGAGACCCAGCGAAGCGCGCCGAUGAUCAGAGCCAGCUGGACGGUAGCGAAACGCUGCGACCAAUUCGUCUGUACAAACGGCGCUGGAUAAUCGUCCUCCUGUUCAGCUCGUAUUCAUUGUGCAACUCCUUCCAGUGGAUACAGUAUGGCAUCAUCAACAACAUUUUCAUGAAGUUCUACAACGUGAAUGCCUUCACCAUAGACUGGAUGUCUAUGAUCUACAUGCUGACAUAUAUUCCGUUCAUCUUCCCGGUGACCUGGCUGCUAGACAAGAAAGGACUCCGGAUUGUUGCGCUGGUGGCCACUGGGCUCAACUGUGCCGGGACAUGGAUCAAAGUGGCCAGCGCUAGACCCGACCUGUUUCCCGUCACAUUUCUGGGACAGUUCUUCUCUUCGUUCGCUCAGGUGUUCAUUCUCGGGAUGCCCUCGAGGAUCGCGUCAGUGUGGUUCGGUUCAGAGGAAGUGUCCACCGCCUGUUCCAUUGGAGUCUUCGGGAAUCAGCUCGGUGUUGCCAUUGGGUUCCUUGUGCCUCCUAUGCUGGUGCCUAAUGUGGACGACUUGGAUGAGCUGGCUCACCACAUCAGGGUUAUGUUCUACAUCACAGCAGGAGUAGCUACCGUUCUCUUCAUCCUCGUUGUCUUUGUCUUCCAAGAGCAUCCUAAACUUCCUCCGACUCAGGCCCAGGCCAGAGCUCGUAGCAUCCCACCGGAGCAGUACUCCUACACAGCCUCCAUCCGCAGGCUGCUCUGCAACAAGCCCUUCAUCAUCCUCAUCAUCACUUAUGGUCAGCCAUCACCAUUCUCCAUAGUCACAGAUUUUAUUUUAUUUUAUCUUAUUUUAUUAUCACUAACCUAUGUCCUGUUUUUCUUGCCCUUUCAGGGAGAGGAGGUGAAUGCCGGGAGGAUAGGUCUUACCAUUAUCAUUGCAGGGAUGGUUGGGUCUCUGAUCUGUGGCAUUUGGUUGGACAGAACUAAAACCUACAAACAGACUACCCUGGUUGUCUACUUCAUGUCACUGGUGGGGAUGAUAGUCUUUACUUCUACACUCAGUCUGGGGCACCUCUGGGUAGUCUUCGUCACUGCUGGAGCGCUUGGAUUCUUCAUGACGGGCUACCUGCCACUGGGCUUUGAGUUUGCAGUUGAACUGACGUACCCAGAGUCAGAGGGAACCUCCUCCGGACUCCUCAACUGUUCAGCACAAGUGUUUGGCAUUAUAUUUACCAUCUGCCAGGGGAAGAUCAUCGAUCAAUUUGGCACACUGGCAGGAAACAUCUUCCUCUGCAUCUUUCUUCUAAUCGGCACAGUGCUGACUGGCUUUAUCAAGUCUGACCUGAGGAGGCAAAAUGCAAACCUGUUUGCUGAAGCAGCAGCGGAGGGGCAGGUAUCAGAAGACAACGUAACCACGUCACUAAUCUCCAGGCCGCAGGCUCCUCCUUCUCAACCUUGAUCAAUAAACCUUUCUACUCCCACAAAUAAAAAAUCUCAAAUCUUAGCUCAACAAAGACACGUAAAGGGCUCUUCGGACUGCCACGAUGAGAGCCUGGAUGCACCUUCUGUCAUCAGAGAAACCCAGUUUUAAACACUCACCCAUACACUAACACACUAACAGCCUAAAAAAAAAAAACCAAAGUCUCUUUCCUGUUACUGUGGAACAUGCUGAGAUAGAAUAUCACAGUCAGGAAUCCUUUAGACCCUUUUCCCUUUCAUGAAGAGUCCAAUGUACAAUUUUGUAUUGACUGCUUAUUAAAAAAGCUAAAAUUGAAGGAUUAAAUUUGAUAUUUAAUGCACAAUUUUAAGCACAAAUUGUGUUUAUUGCUAAUUUGUAUAAGCAUAAAUUAAAUGUUUUAAAUUUGCAAAAAGACAAAUAUCUUUGUGUCUGUCAGUAUUUUAAUAGUGAACAGUUGAUUGUUUACAGUAGAGAUAGGUAUAUUUGCCAAAAUGAUUUGCCACUAAUUGUGGUACUGCAUUGAGUUAGCCACGUGAAUACAGUGUCCACGUUUUUUGACAUUUUUUUGAAAUUAAGUAAAAUAUAUGCAGCAUAAGGCUUUGUGAUUCAUGGCAGUCUGUGAUAAGGUAUACAACACUGAUAAUACACAGUUGUA